Molecule: messenger RNA, 552 nt
Organism: Exophiala viscosa
Lineage: Eukaryota; Fungi; Ascomycota; Eurotiomycetes; Chaetothyriales; Herpotrichiellaceae
Exons: 2
Coding region: 1-552 (183 amino acids)
Source: RefSeq, a predicted model, not a curated record
AUGCCUGACUCACUCAUCUACUCCGCGGCUCCCUACCACAUCAUCAGUUAUGGCGUUCUCCUGGGGUCACAGGUUUUUCAGACCUUCGUUGGUGGAAUAGUCGCAUACAGAUCCCUUCCUCGACCGCAAUUCGCCACACUCCAGUCAGCUGUCUUUCCCAUCUACUUUUCAAUGCAGACUGCGCUUCCGAUCCUUCUCGCCCUCACCUUUCCAGCCGAGCGGACCGCUAUCGGAAUGGCCCCUUCAAGUAUCUCAGGAGUCCUGGAACCUGUCAACAGACUUCACGUGCUUGUGCCGCUCUCGACAAUGCUUGUGACUGCUGCGGCCAAUCUCCUCUACCUGGGCCCUGCAACCACGCAAGCCAUGAAGGAGAGGAAACACCAGGAGACAAGAGAUGGCAAGAAGAGUUAUGAUCCACCCCCACACAGCAAGGAAAUGCAGGCCUUGAACGAACGGUUUUCUCGAUUACAUGGAGCAUCGUCGUUGGUCAAUGUCGUAUCACUCGCCGCAGCAAUUUGGUAUGGUUUUUACCUUGCUGGUAGGAUAUCGUGA